AUGCAGUUUUUUUUCAAAGAGUAUCAAGGGUUUUUUUUCAAAGAAUAUCAAGAGCCUGAUGAAAAGCAAAGAAAGCAGUUGAAUGGUGAGUCAGGUUUACAAGUAUUGGAAAACGAAAUUUGGAUCCUAAAUAUUUGCACCGUCGAUCGAAAUACUAUUGCAAUUUUAAACGAAGAUGUGGACAAAGAUGUGGUUACCGGUGGCGACUGCAACACAAAGCCAAAUGAAAUAGAAAGAAGCAUCUACUCGCAAAUCAGUACAAACUUUAGAGUUGAUGAGAAAGUUCCCUUACUUUACUCAGCUUGGAGUGAUUUACUAACUGAAUCUAAAAAUGGGGAAGGCAAGUUCUCACAGAGUGCUGGCUUGGACAGAUCAAAUGUACCAAAGGCUCCUCACUUGGAUAACUGCAAGUUGAGUACUGAAUUAAGCCACCGUCUUGAGAAUGCGAGCUUCCCUCCACGGACAAUCUGGAAGGGAAUGUUAAAUAACUUCCCUGUAUUAUCUACUGAUGAACAGCUGAUAUCCUAUAGGCAUCAAACCACGUCCAAAGGUGUUUAUCCACCCUGGCAUACAUUGCCCAAGACAUGCAAAGGCGAUCCUAGUGUUAUAUUUCUAGUAGCUGAUUGGGAGAGAUUGCCCAGAUUUGGUAUGGACGCCCAGUUUGCUGGAAUGUGUGGUCUUCUUGCUAUUGCAAUGAAUGAGAACAGAGCACUUGUUACAAACUACUACAAUAGGGCUGACCAUGAUGCUUGUGAAGGUCCAUCACGCUCUAGUUGGUCUUGCUACUUCUUUCCAGAAACAUCUGAUGAAUGCCAUCAGCAGCCAUUUGAGCUUUUGCAGAAAAAGGAAGCAUGGGAAAAGGGAAUUAUAACAGGAAAUGACAAUUAUACUUCAAAAGAGAUAUGGGAUGGGCCAACUCCUAGGCAAGCUGUUGUUACAGGUUAG
Molecule: messenger RNA, 945 nt
Organism: Ilex paraguariensis (yerba mate)
Lineage: Eukaryota; Viridiplantae; Streptophyta; Magnoliopsida; Aquifoliales; Aquifoliaceae
Source: the annotation of a GenBank genome assembly